Molecule: messenger RNA, 1197 nt
Organism: Scaptodrosophila lebanonensis
Lineage: Eukaryota; Metazoa; Arthropoda; Insecta; Diptera; Drosophilidae
Product: PIH1 domain-containing protein 1-like
Exons: 1
Coding region: 45-1025 (326 amino acids)
Biological process (GO): rRNA processing; box C/D snoRNP assembly
Cellular component (GO): R2TP complex; ribonucleoprotein complex; cytoplasm
Source: RefSeq, a predicted model, not a curated record
AAAGAAAUUGUAAUACCUUAAAAGAUUUUUGGAUAUUAAUAACAAUGUCUGGCCCGUCGAAAUUUCUCAAAGGAAGUGACGCGCAGGACCUCUGUUUUGUGCGUAAUGAACUCGAGGAGAACAUAAGUCAGUUGCUCAACGGCGCCGGGUCAUCUGGAAACGUGACACCUCGGGAGCCCUUGAUAGUACAACCCAAGCCGGGGUUCUGUGUCAAAAGCUUCAAAGUGAAUACCAAUGAGAAAUUCUUCAUGAACGUUUGCCAAGCUCCCGAGGUGCCAUCUCCAAGAGAUGUGACCGAAAUCGAGCUUAUUGAAAUAUUGCAAUCGCCAACACCGGACUGGCGUGUGCCGAUGAGCCUGUCGGAGCCACGAAAUACCAAGGAUCGUUCCGGCAACACCGUCGAAGUUUGCGACAUAGCCAUAAACCCAGGCUUUUUGAAAAAAAUCAAGAGAUCGCAAUUUUUCAACAAUUUCUUUUUGAACCUCGUUUCCGAGGCACUAAGUGAGAAAUACAACAUACAAAUAUCAAUGGAAAGGAUUAUCAUACUUAAUAAUCGCAAAUUUAUUGACACGCUCGUCUCGCACCGUGUGCGAAACGAUGAUGACAGUGAAAAAUACGGACAUACGGACGGAUGUGGAGGGCAAAAACAAUUGUUGGUGCAGGAGAUUGAUGAACAGGAGUUGGAAAACCUUUCAAAAAAGAGCGAAGAUGUUCGUGCAGAUAACUCAGUUAAAUUAAAAAGAGCCAUUCCUAAGGUUAAUUCCAAGAAUUUUGAAUAUAAGCUUCGUGCUAGAGUUAAGGAUGAUGUCGCAGAAGAAAUUUAUGCUGAACUGUAUUUGCCAAACUGCAUAUCUUCACAAGAACUGAGCGUGGAUAUUGGCGAGGAUCGGAUUUUGGUCGAGUCUUUAAAGUAUGGAAUAGUUUUCGACAAGUUUCUCAAUUAUCGCUUGCACCAAGAGCGUGCUCAGGCACUGUUCGAUAAAACAAGUAAAAUGCUUCAGAUACGCAUUCCAGUUAUUGAAUAACAUUUUCCCUAUCCCAAAACAUUGAACACAUUUCCAAUUUAAGCGAUGUACUAUACUAUAUACUAAUUUUAUUGAACUUAUGUGUGGUUUCUUUAUUGCAAUCGCUAUUUCUUUGCAUGAUCGUUAUAAAUAAAAUGAAGGAACGAGCCUUUGGAUCGGCAAGGAAAAUCCA